Fonsecaea nubica is the source of this 1437-nucleotide messenger RNA. RefSeq lists its product as hypothetical. The record is from RefSeq and is a predicted model, not a curated record. The transcript is spliced from 5 exons. NCBI's taxonomy places the organism in Eukaryota, Fungi, Ascomycota, Eurotiomycetes, Chaetothyriales, Herpotrichiellaceae. Bases 1 to 1437 code for a protein of 478 amino acids.
AUGGGAGCUCGCGAGUUCAUUGGCCAUGACAGUCGGAACCUCAGUCGAGAUGUCCUUCAAGAAGAAGGGAAUGGCGAAGGAGAGCGAUCCAACACAUCUCGCAGGCUCGUGACGAAGGCGAAGCUCAUCAUCACCCCGCUGGAUUCCCAUCGACGCGAGGCUUUUGCGUCGUAUCCAUCCGGAACAAGCCCUCUCCCAACGGAAAGUAUUGACGAAUACAUUUCCAUACUUCGGAAGGAAGAGCUGUGUUUGAAAGUCACUCCCGAUGUCGAGCAUCCAGUGAUAUCAAUCCUUUUUCCGUUGUCGAUGCAAGACCCAGGUCUCUUCAAAUGUCUGCUUUUCGGAGCCCAGAGUCUCCAUGACUGGCGCCGUGAUCCCUUUCAUGUCAAUCGCUCCCGGGACAUGCUCAAAUUGCAGAACGAAGCCAUCCUUUCUCUGCGAGAACGCCUUUCGGCGCCGUCGGCGCACCUCGACGAUGGUGUCUUGAUUUCAAUUACUCAUCUGAUGAUUGCCGAUUCCAGUCGUAGGGAUCUGGCGUCACUGAAAUCUCAUCUCAAAGGGGCCAGGCAAAUUAUCUCGCUACGUGGUGGACUUGGAAAUACGCCUGCUCACCUCGCGAUUCGGGCCCUCUUGACGACGAUGGAGUUUUACAUUGCCCUCGGCCAAUACCUUCAGAUCAGUCCUGAUGACCCAACCGCCAUUCCCAAAAGCCACAUCGAAUACAUCCGACAUCCGUUCCCUCCCGACAUAUGCCGCGAAGUCGCUUCGCUUCCCGUCGGUCUUGCUGAAGCUGCUCUCUCCGGCCAUCUGAGUGUUCAAUGCAUCAAGCUCCUUGCUUCAGUUGCAUCAUGGGCACCCUUAGUUGACGGCCUCACUUCUUCUUCCCCGUCGUCAUCGUCAGCUGCCUCUCCUUUUGACCAAUCACAAGAUCUGAAACUCAGAUCUAGAUUACCCGUUGGCUUGGAACAUGUCAUUUGCUUAGGCUUGGCCAUCGCCGUCCGCCACCUGAGUGGAGAGAACCGCACCAACAUCUUCGACACUGCCUCACUCGCCGCAUUGACCAAGAGUGUCAAAGCUAUCGAGAGCCCCUCGGUGUCAGACUCCGAAGUCAUCGUCUGGCUUUCCCUGCUCAUCAGCUGGCGUAUACAAUCUGCGAAGCCUGUACCAAAGGCAGACGCUCUUUUGGAUUACGUGUUGGACUCAUUUCCCGUCUCGCGUUCCUGGAAGAAAGUGUCGGCAAUCUGUCGCAAAUUUUGGUGGUUCGACUGCUUUCAAGCGGAAUGGGAAAAGUGUUGGUCUCGCGGCAUGGCAAGACAGCAGCAGCGGUUAUCAAUGGAACAAUCUUCUACCACGAGCUCCAGACGACGAUCCUCGGUGGGCCAACCAGAUGGCAUCGCUGCUCUUCAGAGUUAUACUGCGCAUAUCGAGUCUGGGUGA